Molecule: messenger RNA, 1236 nt
Organism: Fusarium mangiferae
Lineage: Eukaryota; Fungi; Ascomycota; Sordariomycetes; Hypocreales; Nectriaceae
Exons: 1
Coding region: 1-1236 (411 amino acids)
Source: RefSeq, a predicted model, not a curated record
AUGUCGUUCCAUUACCUGAAAUCGCGCACUUUCGUCUUGUUUCUUAUUAUUUUUGCCACUACCAUUCAACUCGCUGCUGCAGCGACAUCCACCAAGCAAUUCAAGCAUUGGUACCCUCAAUAUGGAUGGAUUUUUGACACAAUCAUCAAGGUCAACUGCACCGCAGAAUAUGAUAAAUACUUGACUGGGUUUAAGAACCACUCCGAGAUUGACUAUCUCGGUGGCGGAGGUAUCUACACGGCUAUCACCCAACCGGUCGUCGAGUGCAUUCUCAGUCACACAUCUGAAUACCUCAAGGUCGCCAUGACAGGCGCUCAGGUCUUACUUGGUGUGAUGCCCACCAUCAUUGCUCUCCUCGGCCCCUCACACGACGAGAUCGCCAUGCUUUGCAUUGUUGGUAGAAGACCACUCCUUGCCGCUGGCUUGAGUUUGGCCUCACCCUCGGCAUAUUUUAGCAGGGCGUUUGAGUACUCUCAACCUAUUGAGAUCCUCAGCCACGACAAAAACAGACAUGAGCAAUGGCGCCCAAAGGCGGUCCACUCGCAGCUGUUAAUAUCAGCAGCAGAAUACCUUGUCACCAUGGCAGCUUGCUAUAACGUCUUGGAUAACACUUUGCAAGCCAACCUUCGGGCCGUCUGUGCUUUCUCACCAGAUGCCGACUUCCUUCCAGGAGUAUGGCUGGCUAUUGGCAUCGCUCUUCAUAUUGCAGCCUGUCUUGUCUGUCGACUUCGGCUUCGCGGGUCGAGGACCCGAGGAUCCUCUGCCACUGAGACUUAUGAACAAGAUCCUACUCCGCAAGGGUCGGAACAAAUCAGGACACAAUCGUGGUUAAUAAAGUUUCUGAAGUCCUGGGAGCAGAACUUCAUGUGCUUCAUGCGCUGGAUUUUAGGCAUUGGGCCAAGGCUAGUGAACAUCAUAACCACAACUGAGUUAUUUCCGUGCUGCUCGGAAAAGUAUGUUGUGAAAAUCCACACUCUCCGAGAGACCAAAACGUUCUUGGUCUUGUCUUGGUGGCAAUCUACCAUUACAAUUAUGCACAUUCUCUUUGGUACCCUCGUUUUCUCGGGCAUGCUUUUCGUCGGUACGAAAGACGCCUUGAUGAUUGUUGGAAGGUACAUUGCCGGUGUGGCUAUUUGUCGAGUUAUUCUCAUGUACGAAUUGGCUGGUCUACGACAGAGUUGCAUCGAUGUUGACGGCAUCCCACCCCAAACUCGUGCAAUUCAGAGGCAGCGAUGA